AUGGACUCCCAAGAUGGCAUGAGGACAGAAGUGGAAGCGUUUCCUGGUGCCCAGCGUAAUCUGAAGCAGACGGAGGUCCCCACAGCGGUGGAGGGUGGGGUAUCUCAGGAGGAUCUGGGCGCCUCGAGCCCCUUUGGGGAUGGAGUAAUAAAGCCAGGCCCAGGAAGCUUCACUUUGUCCACUUUGGUGGGACACACUGGACAGGGCCUCGGAGUCCACUCCUGCUGCCCAGCGGCUCUCAGUUCCAUCAGUCGGGAACUGCGGACGCAAUCUGGGCGUCUGGGAUGGGUGUGUGUGAAGCUGGUGUUAACUGCUCCUGAGCCUGGGGAGGAGCCGGUUGUGGGCGAGGAGAGGGAUGGCCCUCACGUGUCUUCAGGGCUGCAGCCAGACAGACGAGGGACAGAGGGGAGCGUGGUGGGCUUCCCGGUGGGCAGCCGAGGCCCAGGUGGCCGCUGUGGGCCCGGGCAGCUGCCGGGUGUCCCCCUCUGCUCUGCCGGGGGCUCUCCCGGCUCUGGGCCCGGCCUGGCUGACCCCCGCCCCCCGCCCCCCAGGUUCCUGCUGGUCUUCUCCUGCCUCGUGCUGUCCGUGUUCUCCACCAUCAAGGAGUACGAGAAGAGCUCGGAGGGCGCGCUCUACAUCCUGGAAAUUGUGACCAUUGUGGUGUUUGGUGUGGAGUACUUUGUGCGGAUCUGGGCUGCAGGCUGUUGCUGCCGGUACCGCGGCUGGAGGGGGCGGCUCAAGUUUGCCCGGAAGCCCUUCUGUGUGAUCGACAUCAUGGUGCUCGUUGCCUCCAUCGCGGUGCUGGCCGCCGGCUCCCAGGGCAACGUCUUCGCCACGUCCGCGCUCCGGAGCCUGCGGUUCCUGCAGAUCCUGAGGAUGAUCCGCAUGGACCGGCGUGGCGGCACCUGGAAGCUCCUGGGCUCCGUGGUCUACGCCCACAGCAAGGAGCUGGUCACCGCCUGGUACAUCGGCUUCCUCUGCCUCAUCCUGGCCUCGUUUCUGGUGUACUUGGCAGAGAAGGGGGAGAAUGACCACUUCGACACCUAUGCAGAUGCGCUCUGGUGGGGCCUGAUCACCCUGACGACCAUCGGCUACGGGGACAAGUACCCCCAGACCUGGAACGGGAGGCUCCUGGCAGCGACCUUCACCCUCAUCGGUGUCUCCUUCUUUGCUCUUCCUGCUGGCAUUCUGGGGUCUGGCUUCGCCCUGAAAGUUCAAGAGCAGCAUCGUCAGAAGCACUUUGAGAAGAGGCGGAACCCUGCAGCUGGCCUGAUCCAGUCCGCCUGGAGGUUCUACGCCACCAACCUGUCACGCACGGACCUGCACUCCACGUGGCAGUACUAUGAGCGCACGGUGACCGUGCCCAUGUACAGCUCGCAAACUCAAACCUACGGGGCCUCCAGACUGAUCCCGCCACUCAACCAGCUGGAGCUGCUGCGGAACCUCAAGAGUAAAUCUGGCCUCACCUUCAGGAAGGAGCCUCAGCCGGAGCCCUCGCCAAGUAAAGGCAGACGGUGCAGAGAGUCCCUGUGUGGAUGCUGCCCUGGACACGCUAGUCAGAAGGUCAGUUUGAAAGACCGUGUCUUCUCCAGCCCCCGAGGCGUGGCUGCCAAGGGCAAGGGGUCCCCCCAGGCCCAGACCAUGCGGCGAUCGCCCAGCGCCGACCAGAGCCUGGAGGACAGUCCGAGCAAGGUGCCCAAAAGUUGGAGCUUCGGGGAGCGCGGCCGCGCACGGCAGGCCUUCCGGGCCAGGGGCGCCGCUUCCCGGCAGAACUCGGAAGAAGCAAGUCUCCCCGGGGAGGACAUCGUGGACGACAACAAGAGCUGCACCUGCGAGUUUGUGGCCGAGGAUCUGACCCCGGGCCUCAAAGUCAGCAUCCGGGCCGUGUGUGUCAUGCGGUUCCUGGUGUCCAAGCGAAAGUUCAAGGAGAGCCUACGUCCCUACGACGUGAUGGACGUGAUCGAGCAGUACUCAGCUGGCCACCUGGACAUGCUGUCCCGCAUCAAAAACCUGCAGUCCAGAGUGGACCAGAUCGUUGGGCGGGGCCCGGCCAUAGCGGAUAAAGACCGGAGCAAGGGCCCGGCGGAGGCGGAGCUGCCCGAGGACCCCAGCAUGAUGGGCCGGCUGGGGAAGGUGGAGAAGCAGGUGGGGAGACCAGGGGAGGGCCCCCACCCUGCAGGGCCACCACCCGCCCACGAGCGGUCGCUGUCCGCCUACAGUGGGGGCAACCGGGCCAGCACGGAGUUCCUGAGGCAGGAGGACGCCCCGGCCGGCAGGCCCCACGAGGGUGCCCUGCGGGGCAGCGACACGUCCAUCUCCAUCCCGUCCGUGGACCACGAGGAGCUGGAGCGCUCCUUCAGCGGCUUCAGCAUCUCCCAGUCCAAGGAGAACCUGGACGCCCUCAGCGGCUGCUACGCGGCCGUCGCGCCGUGCGCCAAAGUCAGGCCCUACAUCGCCGAGGGCGAGUCGGACACGGACUCGGACCUCUGCACCCCCUGCGGGCCCCCGCCGCGCUCUGCCACGGGCGAGGGCCCCUUCGGUGACGUGGGCUGGGCCGGGCCCCGGAAGUGAGGCUGCCCUCCAGCCUCUCCCUGACUCCCAGCAGCCGGGUCUCUAGAGGGACCCUCUGGGGCCUCUUCCUAGAGCAACGCAGUGCGGGUGCCCAUGUGGGGCAGUGGGUGGACGCAGCCCUUGGUCUCUCACACUGCAAGUUGGCAAAAAUUCUUUUCCAGCAAGGGGCAGCCAGGCUGGCCGUGCCCACUCUGCAGACUGCUGGCCCCGCUGUGACGGGGGCUGGGGUCAAGGCUGAAGGCAGCCCCUGGUGGCCCGGUGGAGGCAUGGGCCGGGAGCAGGGCUGGGUGAGGGUGGCAGUGAGGGGUCUCCGAGAGGAUCCGCGGCCUUGCAGCCUCGGGAGAGGUGUGGCCGGCAGCACCGCUCGGGUGAUGACCUUUGCCUCAUGGCUGUCCCUCCAGAGCUGCUGGUCAGUGUCAUCCUGUCCCCCUGUCCCAGGUUCUGAAUGUUCUGUGAUGGGAGCCCGUCCCAAGUCCAGGACCCUGGCCGGGCACCGCAUGGGUGCACAGAGUGACCCUCAGACCUCCCGAACAUGGCUCUUGUGGGGAGGGGCCCACUCUGCAGGCUCCUGGAAGAGGGUGUUUGGGGCUCCCUUCUAUUUCUAGGAGACUCCUGUGUCCUCUCUGCCCUGCCCUAGCGGGCACUGGUCACCAGGCUGUGGCUAGCCUUGCAGUGUGGACUGCAUGCAGGAGUGAUGUGGUGGGGGUGUGGGGUCCCCCAGGCCGGGGCUCAGGCUCUGGGGUCCUGGGCCCGGCAGGUCGUGGUGAACAGAUUUGCACUGUCCUUCACCAAGGACCCUGCCUUGCCUGUCCCCAUCAGUCCCCUCACAGGACCUGGGUCUGGGCAGUGUGCUAACCCCCAGGGCAGUAGAGCCCCCACCCCAGUCCAGAGAUUAAGGCAGCUCUGUCUUGUAGAGUGUCUCUCUUGCCCCCGCUGGAGCUCACCACCCACUGCCCCUCCUCCCCCACUGACCAGCCCCUUGGCUGCGACCUCUUGGUGUCUUGGGAGUCAGAGAAGCCCGUCCCCACACUGGGCCCUGGGGAGCAGGGAUCCCCAUCCCUCUAGUCCUGGGCAUCUUGGCCUGAGGGGCAGCAGCUUCGAGCCGAGAAUCAAACCAUGGGGGACGGAGUGGAAUCCCCACUCCAGCUGUCAGUGUCCUGGCGCUCUGAGACCUUUGGGGAGCAGUGUCUUCUGUAGCGUCUGCGUGUGCCCCGCACCCUGGCCAGGCCAUGCAGGGUCCCACCCAUGGACACCUCUCUGCUGGGGCUGCUGGCCGGGCAGCUGGAGGGUGGGCUGGGCCCAGUGCAGGAGGACCCAGGCUUGGACUCAGAACCCGUGUUCUGUGCUCAGGGCCGCAGCGUGAGGGCACCCCCUCCUUCCCAGCAGCCCAGAGGGAUCGGGCGUGCAGCCUGCCAUGUGGCCUGGGGAGGGGCGCCUGCUGCCCCUCCCCCUGCUGUGUCCCCCUCUCAGAGUCCUCCUCGUUCUCGAGGGCAGUGUUUCUCCAGCCCCAGACCCUGCAAUGCUGAGAAAAGCCCCUCCCAGUAUUGGCACGAAGAGGCCCAGGCAGAGGGCCGCUCCUGGGGUGGAGUCUGAGCCCCCUUCGCCCUCCCACUGUGGGAGGGGAGGCCCCCACCUCACCCCGGCCCCGGCUGCUGUUCUCUGGCCCCGGGGGAGAGAUUCACGUUGCCAGCAGCAGCAACCCGUCCGUGUCAGACCUUGGCUGGCAUGGACCCCUGGCCCGGGUAGGAGGGGUCCUUGGCCCCCGGUGAGAGGUUUGUGUCCUGCACCAGGCACCCCUGUGCCGUGGGGCCCUGGCAACGGAGGAGCCGGCUUCGACACGCCUCCUGUCCCCAGCGCCAUGGAGCCGGGAGCUGGUGCCAGGCCACUGCCGGGAGGGUCUCCAAGGUUGCAGCAGGAGGGACUGAGGCUAGACUGUGGACAUGCUGCCUGCAGCAAGGUGGCUAUGAAGUUCAUCCUGGCCCCUCUAUAGGACAGGAGGCCUGCGUCUGCUUGGGGGAUGGUUUGGGGGUAUAGUCUGGGGAGAGGAUGGGGUACAGGCUUCUUCUCAGGGGCCCCCGGACCCAGGCCUGAGCAGCGUCUGUCCGCUGCCCAGGGGCCCCACUUUUGGGAAGCGUAGGCUUCAGGAAAGAGGCUGGGCGCUCGCUGGGAAGUCGGUCCCCUUUCUCGGCUGCGGGCCCACCACUGCCCCGUGGCUGGCGCGGCACGUCUUUCCCAAGACGAGCAGGUGUGCUACCAGAGGUCGCACCCCCAAACAAGCCCUACACACACCUGUGCUCACACACGCGCCUGCAAACAUGCAGCAGCUCACACUCGUGUGCACACCCGUGGGCACACAUAGUGCGCAUUCGCCUGCACAUGCAGCGUGCAUGUGUGUACCCACCCCCACACCACAUGUGCACGCCGACACGCACGUGCACACAUGCCCCCAAGUGUGCACACACCCCUUGUCUGACCUCUCUCUGGCUCCCCCCACUUUAAGGCAGAAGAAUUAAUGACUUCAGGAGCCCAGGUGAUCCUGAAACGCUGGGCCCUGGGUGAGGGUCCCUGCUGUGUGGGGCCUCUGGGCGGCACUGGCAGAGGGUCCACCAGAGCCCAUCCAGGGUCCCACACUGUCCUCCUCCGUACCCUCAGCUGCCCUGGUGGCUGUCUGGAGUGUUGAAUCAGCCAGAUGCCAAGAGCCUGGGCUAGGGCGGUCCCUGCCUCCUUAGCCUUGCAGCCCGGCCUUGGCAGCCUCUCUCUUCACCGGCCCCGCAUCUCCCUCUUCUGUCCACGUGAAAUCACGAGCCAUGGUCUCAGCUGGGGCAGCUCUGGAGGAUGGAGGACCCCAGCCAGGGGGCGGGGGUCCUCCCGGGCCUGCCCCCUGCCCACAGGAGCCCCCACCCCCAGCGGCACAGCUGUCCUUUGGGUAGAGUCACUUCAAAGCCCCGUUCAGAGGCUCUGGGAGUCCACCCCGCGAGGGGGCCACCUGGUCAGAGCAGUAAGAGGCAGCCAUCGCCUCUCCCCACCCCCGCCCCACGCCCCAGCCUGGAGCUCAGGCACCAGCCGGGUGGCUCUGCACAUCCUUCACGCAUGGGUUGAUUUUGACCCCUCCUUGCACUAGGCUGGGGUCCCCCGGCGCUCACGAAUCUGAGGUGUUAAGACGGGAGGGGAUGGGAAGGCAUCCCCUUUCCUACCAGCCCCACGCUUGUGGGGCACCCUGGGAAGCAGGUGCCCCGCCCCUGCUGUUUGGACAGAACUUGGCCCUGGGACAUUUCCAGACGCUUCCGAAGCCCCGGAGGGUGGAGGGCUGCAGGGAGGCCUUUGUAGAAACACUGGCAUGUGUACGGUUUCACCCUCACCCCGAGCUGUAUAUAAUGGGCGGAGUGCCGGAUGGAGGCACCUGCCCGGUCUCCUGCUGCGAGGAAGGACGAGUUCCCGGCCCCCACGUCACAGACCCUGGAAUAAACGUGGUGUGAAGAGGGCUGGUUUGACAGUGAGGACCUGCCGGGGAGAGUUUGGGUAAUCCUGCACCCAUGGGCGGGUGGGGAGUUCUGAGCAGCAGGUGGGGCUCCAUGACGGCCAGCGCACAGUGACUCGAAUCUGACACUCCUUUCCCUGGCCGAUGCUGUCCUGAGUGGUCCCAAGGCUGUGGCGUGGAUAACCCUGCCCUCCGUGACCCCUGAGCAGAUCUCCAGGCCUCCUGCUUCUAUGCACUGAUGUCCAACGUCUGGUGUAGGACAGGAGGGCUGGGUGGGGCCCUGUGAGGGUAGGUUGCCUGAUUGUAGCGCCCAUGGAGGUGCCUGCCCAGUGUGGCGGUCCCAGGCCAGCUGCCUCCUGCGUUCCUGCCCCCAGGGGUGGGCUCCACUUGGGCUCCUGCCAAAUGCUAAGUGGGAGAGACAAACAGGGAGGGCUUCCUGGAGGAGGUGGUGUGCUGGGGCCAGUAGCUGGCACCUUUCUUCUCUCCAGGGGCCAGGGGAGCCAGCUGCCCAGGCCUAGACCUUGCGUAGCCCUAAAGCAUGCAUGGGGGGUCCCACACUUCCCUGGGUUCUGCCGUCUUGUGAGGGAUGGGGGCUGACAACAGACAUAGGAAGAGGGGGUGUUGGAGGGAGGGGAGCUUAGGAAGCAUGGCAGAGAGAGUGAGAAGGAUGCUCCUUGGGAGGAGAGACCCCUCUGGGUUGGAGGAAGAGUCGGGUGGCCUCUUGUCGUGGACAUUUGCAUGGGUGCCCCUGGUGUGGCUGGGUGGCCCUGUCCAGAGAGACCCUCAGGAUGGACAGAUCGUGUGCUGGGAGAGGGAGGAAGGGGCCCUCCUGGGAGACGGCCCUCAGUCCUAGGGUUUCCAGGUGGGCCUGUGGAAGUCACUGCCUUAAUGAAUGUUGAUGAAAAUUCACCGAGGUCACCCCGUGCCCCCUUGGAAUCCGUCAGGCACCUGCCGUCUCUGUGGUCUGCGGGACCAGCUCACAGCAAGCACAGAGUGGGCGGCGGAUCUCACAUCAUUGCACCUGCUGGGCUCCACCCACAUGCCCGCCUGGGGUCCCCCCUGUGCCCCCGGGGUCCCCUGCACCCCUAGGGUCCCCCUGCGCCCCUGGGGUCCCCUGCACCCCCAUCCCAUGCUGUCCUCGCAGCCGUGCCCUCUGGCCCAAAGGCGGCUGCGACCCCCACCUGCGCUGUUGCCUUGGCUGUCUGCACUUUUGUUCACGUUCAUGCUCCAAAGAAAAUGUCAUGAUGCCUUCAGUACUGACGUACACUGUCUCCCACGUGUCCCUGCAGCAGGCGCCGGGCCUCUCCUCCUGGGCGGGUCACCACCCUGUGACAGGGGAUGUGCACACUGGCCGUUUUCUAGGGACAGACGCCCAGGGAAAGAACUCUAGUUUUCUACGGACCAGCUGAGAUUCUCACUCAACUCACUGUCAGGUUGACGCUUGUGCCGCCAGGAGGCCCAGCGCGGUUUGCCAGGGACCGCGGGCGUAGAGACGGCGGCAGGGAUGCAUGUGGAGAGUUCUGCCACAGGGACGAGUUUGGAUGCCCAGUGGACCUGUGCACUUAGUAAAACACAGUGAUUCAAC
Messenger RNA from Vicugna pacos (alpaca), 7634 nucleotides. The record is from RefSeq and is a predicted model, not a curated record. NCBI's taxonomy places the organism in Eukaryota, Metazoa, Chordata, Mammalia, Artiodactyla, Camelidae.